Molecule: messenger RNA, 1464 nt
Organism: Penicillium daleae
Lineage: Eukaryota; Fungi; Ascomycota; Eurotiomycetes; Eurotiales; Aspergillaceae
Gene: hxt8
Exons: 12
Coding region: 1-1464 (487 amino acids)
Biological process (GO): transmembrane transport; carbohydrate transport
Cellular component (GO): membrane
Molecular function (GO): carbohydrate:proton symporter activity
Source: RefSeq, a predicted model, not a curated record
AUGGCGAUAUGGUAUUCGCUCGGCAUUGCGUUCUUCGCUGCCAUCGGCACGUUUUUGUUUGGGUUUGAUACCGGUAUCGCGACGACCACUAUCGCGCACCAGAGUUGGAUUGACUAUAUGCAUAAGCCCUCCAAUGGCUUGACGGGAGCUGUGGUGGCCGUGUAUAUCGCUGGCGAAGCCGGUGGAGCUCUAACACAGACCUUCAUCGGCGAUAAGCUCGGGCGCAUUCGGUUCAUGCAGUUGAUGUGCGUGAUCGUCACUAUUGGCACCGUCAUUCAGACUGCCUCCAUAAACAUCGGCAUGUUCCUCGCUGGCCGUGUACUAGCCGGCUACGCUGUCGGCGGAAUGGUCGCCACGGUGCCCAUCUAUCUCAGCGAGAUCUCGGACCCCCGCUUCCGCGGCCUGAUCGGCGGUAUCUCCGGCUGCGGCAUCUCCUUCGGUACUAUGGUGUCCAACUGGGUCGGCUUCGCCUGUAGCUAUGCCUCCUACGGCCCCGUGCAGUGGCGCCUCCCCCUGGGUAUCCAGAUCCCAUGGGGUAUCAUCAUGUUCGCUGGACUGGCAACGUUCAUGCCCAACUCGCCGCGUCAGUUAAUUCGCAAUGGCAAGGUUGAGGAGGCGCGGACUGAGUUCUCGCGUAUUCGUCGGGGCGUGAAUUUGCAUGAAGUCGAGGAGGAGUUUGUGCUGAUGCAGGCGCAGAUUGAGUAUGAGAUGGAGAGAGAGAUUACGAGUUAUCGGGAGAUUUUCAAACUUUUCCGUCGUCGGGUGUUGGUGUCGAUUGCUGUGCAGACGAUGACUAGUCUGACUGGUGUCAAUGUGAUCCAGUACUAUCAAACCAUCCUAUACAAAUCCCUCGGCAUUGGCUCGCACUCAAUUCUCGCCCUUGCCGGCCUCUACGGUACCAUGGCUUUCCUCUCAAAUGCCAUCACAACCAAGUUCAUGACGGACCAGUGGGGCCGCCGCAAGAUGCUUAUCACCGGAUUGGCGGGAAUCGUGCUCAUCGAGAUCUACGCUGCUGUCAUGCAGCGCCAGUUCCAGAACACGAAUAACCGUGUUGGCAAGGGCUUUGCUAUUCUAGGAAUUUAUCUCUUCGUCGUGUGUUAUUAUGGUAUGCUUAACAGCACGACCUGGCUCUACGGUGCAGAGGUUCUACCCAUCGCGCUACGAAGUAAAGUGAUGGGUCUCGCAGCUGCAUCGCACUUUAUCGUCAAUGUAGCGAUCACCGAAGCCGGACCCAGCGCGUUUGCCAAUAUUCAUGAGAAUUACUACUAUGUCUUUGUCGCGUGCUCCGCCUUUUUCCUCGUUAUUGCAUACUUUUUCUUCCCAGAAACCAAGCAAAAGACCCUGGAAGAAGUCGCAGCCUCGUUCGGCGACCGGGUUGUUCUGGCUGAUGAAGCUCCUAAGCGAGUCACUGUGGCAGGCAAGGUCGACCACAUCGAGACUGCGGAUGCGUCCGGGUCGGCCUGA